Chrysochloris asiatica (Cape golden mole) is the source of this 1299-nucleotide messenger RNA. It is a transcript of the gene NAGPA, whose product is annotated as N-acetylglucosamine-1-phosphodiester alpha-N-acetylglucosaminidase. NCBI's taxonomy places the organism in Eukaryota, Metazoa, Chordata, Mammalia, Afrosoricida, Chrysochloridae. The record is from RefSeq and is a predicted model, not a curated record.
AUGAGAGAUUGGGUCAGAUACCUGUCUGAAGAGGAGGUGCUGGACACCGAGAAUCCGUUUGUGCAGCUGCUUGGCGGGGUGGUGUGGCUGAUCCGCAAUGGAAGCAUCUACAUCAAUGAGAGUCUGGCCACCGAGUGCGAUAAGACACAGGAGACUGGUUCUUUCAGCAAAUUUGUGAACGUGAUCUCCGCCAGGACAGCCGUGGGCCAUGACCGGGAGGGACAGGUGGUUCUCUUCCAUGCAGACGGACAGACAGAGCAGCGGGGUAUCAACCUAUGGGAGAUGGCGGAGUUCCUGCUGGAGCAAGGAGUGGUCAACGCCAUCAACCUGGACGGAGGUGGCUCGGCCACAUUCGUGCUCAACGGGACCUUGGCCAGUUACCCGUCUGAUCACUGCCAGGAGAACAUGUGGCGCUGCCCCCGCCGUGUGUCCACAGUGGUGUGUGUGCGCGAGCCCCGCUGCCAGCCACCCAACUGCACAGGGCAAUGCUGGCAGGGCAAGGACUGCAUGGAGCUGGACUGCGGCCUCUCCCACUGCAGCGGGCACGGACUCUGCACAGAGACUGGCUGCCGCUGCAAAGCUGGGUGGACCGGAUCCAACUGCAGUGAAGCUUGUACCAAUGGUUCCUUCGGGGCGAACUGUGCUCAGAAAUGCCACUGUCAGAAUGGAGCUGCCUGUGACCCAGUUUAUGGGACCUGCACCUGCCCCCCUGGCUUCACUGGAGACGUCUGUGCACAGGAGUGUCCGCUGGGCUGGCACGGGCCGGGCUGCCGGAGCCCUUGCUCGUGUGAGCACCAGUGUCCCUGUGACCCCCGAACUGGCAACUGCAGCCUCAGCUUGUCACCAGCUGUGACCAGCCUGCUCUCCCAAGUGAAGCAGUGUUUUCCGUCACCCAAGACCACCCUGAGGGCUGGAGAACUCUCGUUUUUCACAGGCACCACCUGGCUCAUCCUCACUCUGACUCUGGUGUUUCUGCUGCUGCUGAGCACUGCGGUGAACGUGGCCUUGCUCUGCAGUUCCAGGGUGGAGCGGAACCAGCGGCACCUAGAUGGAGAUUACGCCUACCACCCCCUGCAGGAGAUGAACGGGGAGCUCACAGCGGAGGAGGAGCAACAGCUGGGAGCCACUCACCACCCCGUCAAGGACCGAAGCCUCAGGCUGCCCAUAAAGGUCUCUCCUAAAGACUCAUGUCUGCGUACGCCAGCAGCUGCAGGGGGCAUUCCAAGGCCACGGGCAUGGACGCGCCCCAGUGGCCACUGCGCUUCACCUGUCCUGCUUGGGGAUGGGCACCCCCAGUAA